This is a messenger RNA of Cyprinus carpio (common carp), 1268 nucleotides long. RefSeq names its product grass carp reovirus (GCRV)-induced gene 2p (gene gig2p). Gene Ontology annotation, cellular component: cytoplasm. NCBI's taxonomy places the organism in Eukaryota, Metazoa, Chordata, Actinopteri, Cypriniformes, Cyprinidae. The record is from RefSeq and is a predicted model, not a curated record.
UCUUGCUAAUGAAGUGUAUUCUACCAGAAGUGGGCGGGUGUACAGUGUUUGAUUGACAUAUUAUAUUAUUUUACCUUUAAAAAGUGUGACCGCUUUAAAGAAUUAAACAAAUACACGAUGAACUAGACUCUCUGACAUCCUUGAUUACUCAAGUUAAAAAACGCUAUUUUAAUAUAUCGUAUAAAUAUUUGUUUCACUUCAUGAGCACACCAGGAAGUCGUGUUUAAGAAGAAAUUGAAAGUGGACGCGGAGUUUCAUGCCAUUUCUUGUUCCCUUGCAAGAAGAAUUUUAAGGAGAUACCAAAAAGGAUGGCAUCCAUCCCGUUCUAUGGCUGGGAAGCAUUCUUUGAUGAAGAUCGUCAUCUUCAGGCAGACCAGGCACCCAAAUCAGGCAGUCUCUACACCAUGUAUCACGGCACCACUGUUCAAAAAGCUCGUCUGAUCAUAACAACAGGCUUUAGACAAUCAGCAGAUGGAAUGCUGGGACCUGGAGUUUAUGUGAGCCGUGACCAGAAGAAAGCAGAGCGCUAUCCUCUGAAAUCCCUACCUACUGACAGAAUAGUGCUUAAAUUAAGCGUUGACUGUGGAAAAGUCAAAAGAAUUGAUAAGGACAACCAUCCUCUACAGAAGACCUGGCAUAGUCAGGGCUAUGACACUGCCUGGGUGCCUCCGAACUGUGGCAUGAAAUCUGUGCCUAGCGGUCUAGAAGAGGACUGCGUCUAUGACCCACAGCGUAUCGAGGUCACAGAUAUCGCUCUUGCACCCAACACGACAAUCUUAAAUGAACUCAAACAGCUCAUUGCUCAAAACAAGAAGGGGCCAUCAAAUUCGAACACCUCAGGUACUUGUACAGUGUGCAAGUUCAAGCUAGGGCCUGCUCAUAGUGUACAGUCAUGCUGGGGGUGUGGAGAGACUAUCUGCGCUCUCCUGACCAAACAUGUGUGCAGUUAAGAAAGUUACCAGGAAAUCAUGACACAUGCAUCAUUCAGGAAGCUCUUCAGGUUUUUGGACUGGUUUGUUGACAUGAGUCAAUGCAUGAUGCUUGAAGCUGAAUUGAAAGCUACUUUUUCUGUGCAUACACGUUUGUUUACUUUCCUCAUAGUUCUCAGUGACACAAUUAUCUUUGACAUUUAUAUAUUUAGAAUUGAAAUGUAUAUGAUCACAUAUGGCUGUGAAUGAUCUAGGACUUUUGAAGAGAUUUUUUCGAUCAAUCUGGAAUUUUUUAAAUGUUUUAAACAUUCAAUAAAAAGAGCCUGUCACCUUAAGUCA